AUGCCGUCUCCUGCGGCGGCCGACAAUGGCCAACAUGGCCCGCCCAUCCCGACCUAUGACGAAGCCGUCUCUGCCCACGGCAACGGCGGCAUCCUUCCUUCGCCUUCCAACUUCGAUCCACUGUCCCCCAUGGGCGAGGCCUUUUACGCCCCCGAAAGCGAGAGCCGCUCUCUCCUGAGACGAUCCCACCAGCGCAACGGCUCCACUGCCACCAACGGCAGCAGCCGUCGACGACCACGAAACGGACAUACCAGUAGUGGUGGCUACCGGCCACCCACCGUCGAGACUGACGACGAAAACAGCACGUGGAGCUCGAGCGACGAGGACCAUGGCGGCGGCGACGACAGCGACGAUGCCGACGAUGUCGACGCCGAGGCCGCGCACGUCCGCCGCGAGAUACUGGAGCUCGACAUGGACGACCCGCUGGCCGCCAAUGGCAGUGGGAGCGGCAGCAGCCGACGGCGCGGCGGGUUCUCGCUAUCGCUACCCAAAUGGGCGUGGAAGUGGCGCCUGUCGAUGCCGAGAAUACGAAUACAGCUGCCCAACGGGCCGUCCGAUGUGGACGAGAACAGCCGAGGCGGCGUCGGCGGUGUCGGUGGUUUUGCCAGCCGGUUCGGACGGCUGGCAGGCUUUACGCGGCUCAGCGGGACCGACGCCAACGAGGAAACGGCCGGUGGUCAGGCGGGCGAAGCUGGCGGUGGCGGUGGUACUGGUGCAGGACGCACCAGAAGCUGGCAUGGCUGGCGCCGCCCAGAGUGGAUGCAGAAGAUCAACGUCGCCGUAGCCAUUGUGGUCUUUGCGCGCCUGCUGGCCGUGUUCCUCAUCCUGGGCUUCGUCUACCUCCUCUUUAUGAGCGACCUCUUCACCUCCAUCUCCCGCCGCCUCGGCAGCCAGGUCUUUGACCCUGAAAGCAUACGCAUGCACAUCCAAAUGACCGUCAACCCGGGCAACAUGCGCGACAUGGCCAAGCAUUUCACGAGCUACGCCCACAUGGCCGGCACCGAGGGCGACUUUGCUCUCGCCAUUGACGUCAAAAACUUGUUCCAAAAACACGGGCUCGAAGACGUCACCGUCGACGAGUACUACGUCUACCUCAACUACCCGCGCAAAGAUGGCCGUGCCGUCGAGCUACUGGACGGAAAGGGCAAGGCCACCUGGUCGGCCAAGCUCGAGGAGGAAGAGGUUGGUAGCGAAACGGCAGGCCACCAAACAUAUGUGUUCCAUGGCCUGUCCAAGGCGGGCGACGUGCGCGGACCCCUCGUCUACGCCAACUACGGUUCGCGAGACGACUUCCAAAAGCUCAAGGACAUGGGCAUCAACACCAAGGGCGCCAUUGCGCUCGUGCGCUACUACGGCACGCAGAGCGACCGCGCCCUCAAGGUCAAGGCCGCCGAACUUGCCGGGUUUGCGGGCUGCCUAAUCUACAGCGAUCCAGCCGACGACGGCUUCAAGCACGGCGAUGUUGCGCCCAAGGGCCGCUAUAUGCCCGCGGACGGCGUGCAGCGCGGGUCCGUCUCACUCAUGAGCUACGUCAUUGGCGACGUCCUGACGCCCGGCUGGGAGAGCAAGAAGGGCCUGCCGCGCAUGUCCCCGGACAAGUCGCCAGGCCUUGUUAAGAUCCCGAGUCUGCCGCUUGCCUGGCGCGACGCGCAGGUUCUGUUGCAGCAUCUCAAGGGCCGCGGCCAGCGCGUGCCCUCCAAAGACUGGGAGGGCGGCGUGCCCGACAUCGACGAGUGGUGGACGGGCAACGGCGGCGGCGACAGCCCGGACAAUGGCGGCAUGGCCUCGCCCGUGGUACGCCUCAAGAACGAGCAGGACGAGGAGACCGAGCAGCCCAUCUGGAACGUCUACGGCCGUAUCCUCGGCAUCGAGCAGAGCGCCAAGAAGAUUAUCAUUGGCAACCACCGCGACUCCUGGACGUUUGGCGCCACCGACCCGCACUCGGGCACCGCCGUCAUGCUCGAGCUGGUACGCAUCUUUGGCGAUCUGCUGGAGCGCGGCUGGCGGCCCCUGCGCACCAUCGAGUUCAUGUCCUGGGACGCCGAGGAGUACAACCUGAUCGGCUCCACCGAAUACGUCGAGCGCAAUCUGGACCUGCUGCGCCGCGACGGUCUGGCCUACAUCAAUUUGGACACGGCCGUCACGGGCGGCGAAUUCCACGCCGCCGGCUCGCCCGUCUUCUCCAAACUGCUCAGCCAAAUCAUGAAGCGCGUCAGCGACCCGCACGUCAACGCCACGCUGCAUGAUCUCUGGGACCAGAACGGCAGCAGCCUCGAAGUCCUGGGCGCCGGCUCCGACUACGUCGCCUUCCAAGACCUGGCUGGCAUGUCCUCCCUCGACCUGCACUUUGACGGCCCCGGCUACCCGGCCCACAGCAGCUACGACAAUUUCGCCUGGAUGGACCACGUCGGCGACCCGGGCUUUGUCUACCACGGCCUCCUUGCCCAGCUGGCCGGUCUCAUGCUCAUUGAGCUGUGCGACCGCCCCAUUAUGCCGUUUGACAUGGUCACCUACGGCAGCGCCCUAGAACGGUGGGUCAAGGAGCUCGUCACGUGGCUCGAUUCGGAGGUCAGCAAGGCCAACAAGGCCGCCGGCGCCGACAAGUCGAAGCAGGCCAAAAUCAGCACAGAGCCGCUGCAGUUUGCCGCGCAGGUGGUCGUCAACGCCAUGCGCGACUUUGAGCGCUGGGAUCUCAAGUGGGAGAGCAAUGUGCUUGCCGCCGGUGGCUGGGAGGCACCCGGGCUAGGCCAGCAGCGCGCCGAGUACGUCAGCCGCAUGGCGCGCUUUGAAACCGAUCUCCUCGACCUCGAAAACGGCGGUGGUAUUCCGAACCGCACACAGUUCAAGCAUGUCGUGUUUGGCCCACGCCUAUGGUCCAGCUACGACGGCGACCUCUUCCCGGCCGUGCGCGAUCUCGUCGAGGCCGGCGAGUGGGACCAGGCCAACAAGACAAUUGCCAAGAUCGCACAAAUCUUCCAGACGGCCGCGGCGCACCUGAUUGAGUAA
Molecule: messenger RNA, 3006 nt
Organism: Sporothrix schenckii 1099-18
Lineage: Eukaryota; Fungi; Ascomycota; Sordariomycetes; Ophiostomatales; Ophiostomataceae
Exons: 2
Coding region: 1-3006 (1001 amino acids)
Molecular function (GO): carboxypeptidase activity
Source: RefSeq, a predicted model, not a curated record